CACUUGGUUUUCCUUGAAGGUCACGUAGCUCCACUGUUUCUGUUUUCUUUAUUCGGCGUUUGCGUUUUGAGAAGGUUAGUCCAAGCUAUACAAGCACUGAAAAAUGUCGACUUACAAAAUCGUGGAUGACGCCUACGGUAAAUCUGGUGUGAAAUUGCUCCACAUUAAACGUGAUGGCCCUGUCCAUUCUAUUCGGGAAUUGGAGGUAAAUACCCAACUAACGCUGUCCUCUAAGAAAGACUACACGACAGGUGAUAAUUCUGAUAUCGUCGCCACCGAUUCGCAAAAGAACACAGUCUACCUGCUGGCUAAGAAACAUGGUGUCAACAGUCCCGAAGAGUUCGCCAUCACCCUCUGUCGCCAUUUUCUCAACACGUAUAAUCACGUACUGAAAGUGCAGGUCCAUAUUGAGCUUUACCCUUGGCAGAGGGCAGAAAUCGAUGGAAAGAAACACAACCACGCUUUCGUGUUUACACCUGUUGCCGUUCGUGUCUGCACUGUUCGUAUGGAAAGAAACGGAGUACCGGUUGUCGAAUCGGGAUUAAAGGAUCUACGUGUACUGAAAACUACUCAAUCGGCUUUUGUCAAUUUCGUCACUGAUGAUUACCGCAGUCUGCCUGAUGCUAGUGAUCGUGUGUUCAGCACGGUGAUUACUUCGCGUUGGGUGUAUUCAACGACCAAUGUCGAUUAUUGCAAAGCUUGGAACGGAGUUAAGGAUGCGAUCCUUUCAGUGUUUUCUGGACCAGCGGAUAAAGGUAUUUUCUCACCAUCAGUACAAAACACUUUACAUCUAACGGAGAAAUUAGUUCUCGAUUCCAUCCCGGAGAUUAAUUACAUCGAAAUGAUACUGCCAAACAAGCACUACGUUAAUGUAGACUUGUCGAAAUUCAAAAACGUUGGAUUUGCACACAAUGAUACGGUUCUCCAACCACUCGACAAGCCGUCAGGAAAUAUUCGAGCAGCUUUGGCUCGCACUUUGCCCUCCAAAUUGUAAACGUAAGAAACCUGCUAUGACGUAGGGCGCAACAGCUCAAUUGAAUUUAAGAAAGUGGUACCAUUUUGAAAGGUGUCUUGUUAGUCUUAGAUGUACCGUUUUGAUGGACAAUACACUCUCCGUUCAUCGCAGAA
Molecule: messenger RNA, 1128 nt
Organism: Daphnia carinata
Lineage: Eukaryota; Metazoa; Arthropoda; Branchiopoda; Diplostraca; Daphniidae
Gene: Uro
Product: uricase-like
Exons: 8
Coding region: 104-994 (296 amino acids)
Biological process (GO): urate catabolic process; purine nucleobase catabolic process
Cellular component (GO): peroxisome
Molecular function (GO): urate oxidase activity
Source: RefSeq, a predicted model, not a curated record